AUGUUCGCCGAAGACUUGGGCCGAAUCCUGAGCGGGAAGUAUCCUGGCAAGACUCACGCAUUGAAGGUCGUGGGGCUCUUACGAGAGAAGGUUCCUAAUGCCAGGGGUUGUCUUUAUCUCGAAGGGAGAAUGUCAAAGUUGUUGGAAGAUAGCGACGAGCUUGAGCCAUUCCGGCAGCGUCGACACUUCUACUAUCUCACAGGUUGUGAUCUAAGCAACUGCUAUUUCGUCUACGAUAUCGAAACCUCCAAGUCGACCCUGUUCAUUCCUCCUGUUGACCCUGAAGAGGUUGUCUGGUCCGGUCUUCCUGUAAAUCGCCAACAAGCGCUCGAGAAGUAUGACGUUGAUGAAGUCAAGUUUUCGACUGAACUAGAUAAUUUCCUCUCGCAUAUUGCCGGCUCUCAGAGCUCGACAGUCUAUACCAUCGCAGACCAAGUCUCCUUGCACAUCAAAUUCAGGCCUGGCAAUGUCGACUCAUCCAUGCUCAAAGGCCUCAUCGAUCGGUGUCGAGUCGUCAAAGAUGAUUAUGAGGUAGCCAUGAUCCGAAAGGCAAACGUCAUAUCAAGCCUCGGUCAUGAAGCCCUCAUGAAGCGAGCCUCUGAGGCAAGCAACGAGAUGCAACUGGAGGCGACGUUUCUGGGCCACUGUGUCGCACAUGGUGCGAAAAAGAUGGCCUACCCCCCAAUCGUGGCUGCUGGUCGCGCUGGAGCUAUCUUGCAUUACGAAGCCAACGAUCAACCUCUUGGGGGAAAGCAGAACCUAUUGGUUGAUGCUGGCGCUGAGUGGAAUAACUACGCCUCUGAUAUUACAAGGUCUUUUCCGUUGUCAGGCACCUUUACGAAAGAAUCUCGACAGAUAUACGACAUCGUGUACAAGAUGCAAAUGGAAUGCAUUGCCAUGAUUAAGGCAGGUGUAAGAUGGGAAGAUGGCCAUAUGCUUGCCCACGAGAUCGCCAUCGAGGGUCUACUUGAGCUCGGCAUCCUACAGGGUGCCAAGGCUGACAUCCUGGGCGCCCAGACGAGCUUGGCCUUCUUCCCACAUGGGCUUGGUCAUUUCCUCGGACUUGAUACUCAUGACGUCGGAGGGGAUCCCAAUUUCGACGAUGAGAACAAAUACUUUCGGUAUCUAAGAACCAGGGGUACACUUCCAGCCGGAAGCGUAGUCACGGUUGAACCCGGUAUUUAUUUCUGCGAACAUAUCAUCCGUCCUUAUCUUGAGGAUGAACGACACAAGGCCCUCAUCAACUCGGAUGUUCUGGAUAAAUACUGGGAUGUCGGUGGCGUUCGCAUCGAGGAUAAUGUGCUUGUAACACCCACUGGCGUUGAUAAUCUGACUACGGCAAUCAAGGAUCCCAUUCAAUUGGAGGCAAUGAUAAACGGGCACCGAGGGCGUCGUAGUGGGAUUAAUUGGACAGGCAUCUUCAAGUCUUGA
Messenger RNA from Fusarium falciforme, 1431 nucleotides. Its product is annotated as Putative Xaa-Pro aminopeptidase PEPP. Bases 1 to 1431 code for a protein of 476 amino acids. Gene Ontology annotation, molecular function: metalloaminopeptidase activity; manganese ion binding. The transcript is spliced from 5 exons. NCBI's taxonomy places the organism in Eukaryota, Fungi, Ascomycota, Sordariomycetes, Hypocreales, Nectriaceae. The record is from RefSeq and is a predicted model, not a curated record.